Messenger RNA from Aptenodytes forsteri (emperor penguin), 3354 nucleotides. It is a transcript of the gene SCUBE1, whose product is annotated as signal peptide, CUB domain and EGF like domain containing 1. Gene Ontology annotation, biological process: signal transduction. The record is from RefSeq and is a predicted model, not a curated record. NCBI's taxonomy places the organism in Eukaryota, Metazoa, Chordata, Aves, Sphenisciformes, Spheniscidae. Bases 1 to 3015 code for a protein of 1004 amino acids. Gene Ontology annotation, molecular function: calcium ion binding. The transcript has 23 exons. Gene Ontology annotation, cellular component: cell surface.
AUGUGGGUCUCCAGUACCAGACCUAUACAGCAGAUGCUAAUUUCUAAUGUUGACGAGUGCGCAGACGCUACGGAUGACUGUCACAUCGAUGCGAUUUGCCAAAACACACCAAAAUCCUACAAAUGCAUCUGCAAGCCGGGCUAUAAAGGCGAAGGGAAACAAUGUGAAGAUAUUGACGAGUGUGAGAAUGACUUCUACAAUGGGGGUUGUGUCCACGAGUGUAUCAACAUUCCAGGCAACUACAGGUGUACAUGCUAUGAUGGGUUCAUGUUAGCCCAUGAUGGCCACAACUGUCUUGAUGUUGAUGAGUGUCAGGAUAACAAUGGAGGGUGCCAGCAGAUUUGUGUAAAUACUAUGGGCAGCUAUGAAUGUCAGUGCAAAGAGGGCUUUUUUCUGAGUGAUAACCAGCAUACCUGCAUUCAUCGCUCCGUUGAGGGUAUGAACUGUAUGAACAAAGAUCAUGGGUGUGCACACAUCUGCCGGGAGACGCCCAAAGGUGGGGUUGCCUGUGAAUGUAGGCCUGGCUUUGAACUUGCCAAAAACCAGAAGGACUGCAAAUUAACCUGUAACUAUGGGAAUGGAGGCUGCCAACACACCUGUGAUGACACAGAUACUGGUCCUGUGUGUGGUUGUCAUCAGAAGUAUGCCCUACAUUCAGAUGGCCGAACCUGCAUUGAGAAGGAUGAGGCUGCAAUUGAGAGUUCUGAGUACAAUGCCACGUCAGUAGCUGAUGUGGACAAGCGGGUGAAACGGCGGCUACUUAUGGAAACAUGUGCUGUCAAUAAUGGAGGCUGUGAUCGGACUUGCAAGGAUACCGCGACAGGGGUACGAUGCAGUUGCCCAGUUGGAUUUACCCUGCAGCCUGAUGGGAAAACGUGCAAAGAUAUUGAUGAGUGCUUGGUAAACAAUGGUGGCUGCGACCAUUUCUGCCGAAACACGGUUGGCAGCUUUGAGUGCAGCUGCCAGAAAGGCUAUAAACUGCUCACAGAUGAACGGACCUGCCAAGAUAUAGAUGAAUGUUCCUUCGAAAGGACCUGUGAUCACACCUGCAUCAACUACCCUGGAAGCUUCGAAUGUCUCUGCCAUAAAGGCUACACCUUGUAUGGACUGACGCACUGUGGAGAUAUUGAUGAAUGCAGCAUCAGCAAUGGUAGCUGUGACUAUGGGUGUCUUAAUACAAUGGGGAGCUAUGAGUGUGUCUGUCCACCUGGAAAGAAACUGCACUGGAAUAAAAAGGACUGCGUUGAGAUGGUGAAAUGUCUCCCGAAUGCCAAACCAGCUCCCAAGGCUCAGCUAGUGUGUAGUAAGACAGGAGGCAUAGAGAGCUGCUUCCUGUCGUGCCCAUCCAAUACUCUUUUUGUUCCAGAUUCGGAGAACAGCUACACGCUGAGCUGUGGCAUUCCCGUCCAGCAAGGCAAGGCUCAGCAGAAACGCAACGCGACCCUGCCCAGCUGCGCAGAUUCAUUAGCCCCUCCAAUCAAGCAGAAAGCUCGUUUUAAAAUUAAAGAUGCAAAGUGCCAUUUACGGCCUCGCAGCAAAGAAAAAACAAAAGAUUCUGGGAAGCAAGCUGUUUUAGGAGGUCAAUUCCCUUGUACAGACAACUGCCACGUGACCUUUGUGAAUCUCAAGUGCGAUUCCUCCAAGAAAAAACGCCGAGGUCGCAAGUCACCAUCAAAAGAAGUGUCCCAUAUCACCACAGAGUUUGAAGUGGAGAUGAAGUCAGAAGAAGUCUCAGACACCUGUAACAUUGACUGUGUUCGGAAAAGGAUGGAGCAGAAGCUGCAAACUGCAAUCAAAACAUUGAGGAAAUCUAUUAAUAAACAGCAAUUUUACAUUCAGUUUUCUGGGACAGAAUACGAAGUGGCUCAGAAGCCAGCUAAAGCUACUGAAGGGCAUGAAGCUUGCAGUACAGGGCAAGUGCUGCAGGAUGGAAAAUGCGUUACCUGCAGCACGGGCACCUUUUAUAGCGGAGAACACAAUCAGUGCGUUCCUUGCUCACCAGGAACAUACCAAGACACAGAAGGUCAACUUACCUGUGAGCCUUGCCCAAGUAAUGAUGGACAGGGAGUAGCAGGCGCCCGGAACGUGUCAGAAUGUGGAGGGCAGUGUUCUCCUGGGCACUAUUCUUCAGAUGGUUUUAAACCUUGUAGAGUCUGUCCUCUGGGUACAUACCAGCCUGAACCAGGAAGGACCCUCUGCUUUCUGUGUGGCGGUGGGCUUGUGACCAAGUAUGAAGGUGCUGUUUCCUUUCAAGACUGUGAAACAAAAGUUCAUUGUUCUCCUGGACACUACUACAACUCCACAACACACAGAUGUAUCCGAUGCCCUGUGGGAACAUACCAGCCUGAGUUUGGUCAAAACUACUGCAUCACCUGCCCUGGGAACACAAGUACAGAUUUUGAUGGCUCCACUAACGUUACGCACUGCAAAAACCAGCACUGUGGAGGAGAACUUGGGGAUUAUACUGGCUACAUUGAAUCGCCCAACUAUCCUGGAGACUACCCAGCUAAUGUUGAAUGCAUUUGGAAUAUAAAUCCACCCCCAAAGAGGAGAAUACUCAUCGUAGUACCUGAGAUAUUUCUCCCAAUUGAAGAUGAAUGCGGUGAUGUUUUAGUAAUGAGAAAAAGUGCUUCUCCUACUUCAAUUACUACGUAUGAAACAUGUCAGACUUACGAGAGACCUAUUGCAUUUACCUCAAGAUCGAGGAAGCUGUGGAUUCAGUUCAAGUCAAAUGAAGGAAACAGUGGCAAGGGAUUUCAGGUCCCCUAUGUAACUUACGACGAGGAUUACCAACAACUAAUAGAAGACAUUGUUCGAGAUGGACGAUUAUAUGCAUCAGAAAAUCAUCAAGAAAUCCUAAAGGACAAGAAACUGAUUAAAGCUCUCUUUGAUGUACUGGCACACCCACAAAACUAUUUCAAGUACACAGCACAAGAGUCAAAAGAGAUGUUUCCAAGAUCAUUUAUAAAGCUACUGCGAUCAAAAGUUUCCAGAUUUCUACGACCAUACAAAUAGUCUAGCGGUAUUCAAUUUUUGGUUACUUCGCAUUCCUGUCAAAUAUUGUCUUUCCUCCAUAGUAGAAACAUUUGCUAAUUUGAAGGCUCUUUUUUGCAGUCUUUUGUUUUCAAUUGUAUAUUGAAGAAUACCUAUAAUGUUUUAUAAUCGUUAAAAGCCAAUGUUCUGAAUGGGAUUUUUACUACAAAAAAAAUUGUGCGUCCCUGAGUGCAUCUAGUUGAAGAUCCAAAUUUGUGUCUGCACUAGUGUAUUUUCACUUUCCAUUUUGAAAUUACAUUACGUAGAAAAUAUUCUUUCUAGCUUUUUAUUUUUCAUCAACAAUAACUUCCGUCAAAGCAA